CAGGUUCCUUUUCUCCCUUCUUCAACUUCCCAGAAUUGAUGACCACGCCAGUGUUUCAGGCCCCUGAGACGCUGUCCCCACAAGCUGAAGAGGCCAGCACAGCACUCAUUGCAGUUGUCAUCACCGUGGUGUUCCUCACUCUGCUCUCAGUGGUGACCCUCAUCUUCUUUUACCUGUACAAGAACAAAGGCAGCUAUGUCACCUACGAGCCUGCAGAAGGCGAGCCUGGCGCCAUCGUCCAGAUGGAGAGCGACUCAGCCAAGGGCAGGGAGAAAGAAGAGUACUUCAUCUGACCUCCAGAUUCCACCGACU
Acomys russatus (golden spiny mouse) is the source of this 312-nucleotide messenger RNA. It is a transcript of the gene Smagp, whose product is annotated as small cell adhesion glycoprotein. The record is from RefSeq and is a predicted model, not a curated record. Lineage: Eukaryota; Metazoa; Chordata; Mammalia; Rodentia; Muridae. The transcript is spliced from 2 exons. Bases 39 to 293 code for a protein of 84 amino acids.